AUGUUGUUUCCUCCUUUAGCCUUGGCUUUGUUCCUUAAUCUCCUUAUUUCCACCUCCAAUGCUAUCACAGACAAACACCAACUCUCCAAAAAUGUCAUCAACGACUUCUUAUACCUCCAGAACCAAGCCCGAUCUGCACUUCGUGUGCCACCACUUGUGUGGGACACCAAGUUAGCACAAUAUGCGGACUCGUAUGCAAGCGAAAGGCAACAAGAUUGUUUGUUGAAGCAUUCAAACGGGCCUUAUGGGGAGAACAUCUUUUGGGGUAGCGGUAAUGGGUGGAGCCCAGCUCAGGCAGCGGCGGCAUGGGUGGCGGAGCGGCGGUGGUAUGCACAUCCUUCAAAUUCGUGCAAUGGUGGGCAGGAUUGUGGGCAUUAUACACAAAUUGUUUGGAAGGAAACCAAGAAGAUCGGGUGUGCUAUGGUGACUUGUUUGGAGGGUAGGGGUGUUUUCAUGACCUGUAAUUAUGAUCCUCCAGGAAAUUUUAUCGGUCAGUGA
Lactuca virosa is the source of this 498-nucleotide messenger RNA. The record is from the annotation of a GenBank genome assembly. NCBI's taxonomy places the organism in Eukaryota, Viridiplantae, Streptophyta, Magnoliopsida, Asterales, Asteraceae.